AUGAACGCGCAGCUGGCGAUGGAGAACAUCGGCGAUCUGCACGGGGUGAGCCAUGAGCCGGUGCCCGCCGCCGCCGACCUGAUGAGCGGCAGCCCCCACCACCGGAGCGCGGUGGCCCACCGCGGCAGCCACCUGCCGGCCCACCCGCGCUCCAUGGGCAUGGCGUCCAUCCUCGACGGCGGCGACUACCACCACCACCACCGGCCGCCCGACCACGCGCUGACGGGCCCCCUGCACCCCACCAUGACCAUGGCCUGCGAGACACCCCCCGGCAUGAGCAUGAGCAGCACCUACACCACGUUAACCCCUCUGCAGCCUCUACCUCCCAUCUCGACGGUCUCGGACAAGUUCCCUCACCACCACCACCACCACCACCACCACCACCACCCCCACCAGCGGAUACCGGGCAACGUGAGCGGCAGCUUCACGCUCAUGCGGGACGAGAGGGGUCUGGCGUCUAUGAACAAUCUCUACACCCCCUACCAUAAGGAUGUUACCGGCAUGGGGCAAAGCCUCUCUCCGUUGUCUGGAUCGGGCCUGGGGAGCAUCCACAACUCCCAGCAAGGGCUGCCCCACUACGCUCACCCCAGUGCCACCAUGCCCGCCGAGAAAAUGCUCACCCCAAACGGAUUUGAAGCCCACCACCCUGCCAUGUUAGCCAGGCAUGGCGACCAACACCUCACCCCCACCUCCGCUGGCAUGGUGCCUAUCAACGGGAUCCCACACCACCCCCAUGCCCACUUGAAUGCCCAGAGCCACGGGCAGAUCCUGGGCUCUGCCAGGGAGCAAAACCCUUCUGUAACUGGUUCGCAGGUCAACAGUGGAAGUAAUUCAGGGCAAAUGGAAGAAAUCAAUACCAAAGAAGUAGCUCAGAGGAUCACCACCGAGCUCAAGCGGUACAGCAUCCCCCAGGCUAUCUUCGCCCAGAGGGUGCUGUGCCGCUCUCAAGGGACCCUCUCAGACCUGCUGAGGAACCCCAAGCCCUGGAGCAAGCUCAAAUCCGGCCGGGAGACCUUCCGCAGGAUGUGGAAGUGGCUCCAGGAGCCGGAGUUUCAGCGGAUGUCUGCUCUGCGGCUGGCAGCGUGCAAGAGGAAAGAACAAGAGCACGGGAAGGAUAGAGGGAAUACACCCAAAAAGCCUCGGUUGGUCUUCACGGAUGUCCAGCGUCGAACUCUACAUGCAAUAUUCAAGGAAAAUAAGCGUCCGUCCAAAGAAUUACAAAUCACCAUUUCCCAGCAGCUCGGGUUGGAGCUGAGCACCGUCAGCAACUUUUUCAUGAAUGCACGGAGGAGGAGUCUGGAUAAGUGGCAAGACGAGGGCAGCUCCAAUUCAGGCAACUCAUCUUCUUCAUCAAGCACUUGUACCAAAGCAUGA
Molecule: messenger RNA, 1374 nt
Organism: Gavia stellata (red-throated loon)
Lineage: Eukaryota; Metazoa; Chordata; Aves; Gaviiformes; Gaviidae
Gene: ONECUT1
Product: one cut homeobox 1
Exons: 2
Coding region: 1-1374 (457 amino acids)
Biological process (GO): regulation of transcription by RNA polymerase II
Cellular component (GO): nucleus
Molecular function (GO): RNA polymerase II cis-regulatory region sequence-specific DNA binding; DNA-binding transcription factor activity, RNA polymerase II-specific
Source: RefSeq, a predicted model, not a curated record